CUGACCUGGAGACAAAAUAACGUAGCCGAGAAAACUGUUAGGGAGGGGACUGAAGAACAAAAACAAUGACACGGCUCGGGUGGAUUUAAAAAAAACAAACAAAAAAGGUACACGAUUUAAGACUUUUAAAACGACGUCGACAUGAUUCCCCUCACCGUUUGAUUGUAUCCGCUGUUAUCCGAGCUCCUUGACAUCGACUUCCUGCAGUUUUGUUGAUGUUUUGAACUGUAUGUCGCUAGCUGCUCGUUCAUUUUUGGCAUCUACUGUGGGGAUCGCUUGGUCAGUAACGACGACCCCGAUUUAGGCAAAGCUUCAAUACAUAGAGAACAGAUCGGUUUAAGCAAGGCGUUACUUGUUUGGAUGGCAAAUAAUAUCUGUCGUGUUAGUCGGUGAGCUAUUUUUUAUUUGUAUGAUUAAGGCACGCUCCGCUAGCUAGCUUGUUGUUAGCAUUAUUUGCAGAUUCAUCAUUCACAAGGAUAAAUUCGUUUUCUCGGUUUGCUAACGGCUUCAUACACAUAUUUGUAUAUUUUUUUAUUCUCGUUUGCUGUAACGUAUGUGCAUGUUUUGUGUCUACUGCUAACUUUUAGCUACAAACAGGCUGACAGCUCGUUGCAAGUCAGGUGUAUUCUUUGUUGUCUCACAGAUAGCAAAUUGUUUUCCUUUCCGGCUAAAAUAAUUUAUUGUUCACAAAACAACCAGCAACCUUGUCAUAAUGCAGCUAAUUUAAGUAGCAGUAUUUUAUACCUAUUUAGCCAGUAUUAUUAGAGGUUUACAUUAGAAGUGCUGCUGGAAAUCGUUGCUGCUACAGUUUAAGCUUUUCCAAAAGGCAGUCAUCUGUAUAUUUAAGGUGACAGAAACGAUGAGUGGGCAUGACUCAUCAUCUUCAGAAAAAGGAGUCAAUACAAAUUUAACAUGCCAAGAGAGUUACGCCUGUGGUGGCUCUGAGGAGGCUGCUUUUGAGUGUGAAGAGUGCAGGACCUUGCAGUGUGUUCGUUGUGAUCUCGAGCUUCACAGUCAGGAGUGCCUCCAGAACCACAAGCGCCUCCAGAUAAUCCCGGGUCACGUUCCUUACUGUGACAACUGCAAAGGGGGGGACAAUCGCCAACGCAACAGGUCGGUGGUCCGCUGCCAGAAUUGCAAAGUGAACUUGUGCCAAGAUUGUCAAAAGCGCACCCACAGCGGCGGGAGCAAGAAGAAACACCAGCUCAUAUCGUAUCUUCCGCCACCAAAACACGCAGUGCUCAAGUCUGUCCAAGCUUCUGUUCAGCCUGCCGUCCAAAUCGCUGAUGAGAAGAAGUCACUGAAGGCAAAACUGCUGGAAAAUGUGUCCAGUUUUCUCCUUGUUGAUGAAAAUGAGGAAAUGCAGAUAGAAGAUGAUGCUGUAUUUGUGAAGAAGCUGAACUGCGGUGCUGGCAAGCUCCUAAAAGUGGUAUCCAUCUUUGGUAACACCGGAGAGGGAAAAUCCCACACCCUCAACCACACCUUCUUCAUGGGCAGGGAGGUGUUCAAGACUUCUCCCACACAGGAGUCCUGCACAGUCGGUGUGUGGGCGGCCUUCGACCCCUUCCAUAAUGUGGUGGUCAUCGAUACUGAGGGACUUCUGGGGAACAGUUCCAAACAGGGCCAGAGGACCCGUCUGUUGCUCAAGGUGCUCGCCAUCUCUGACCUCAUCAUCUACCGCACCCACGCAGACCGCCUCCACGACGACCUCUUCAAAUUUCUUGGGGACGCCUCAGAAGCCUACUUGAAGCAUUUCACCAAGGAACUGAAGGCCACCACGGCUCGCUGUGGUCUGGAUGUUCCUCUCUCCACUUUGGGUCCCGCAGUGAUCAUCUUCCAUGAAACUGUCCACACUAAGCUUCUUGGCACAGAUAAGUCACAGGAAUCAGUAGACCGACUACUGUUGGAGCGUUUUAAAAAGGUUUCCCGUUUCCCAGAAGCCUUCAGUUCUGUUCAGUACUGGGGCACUCAGACGCUCACCCCGCCCACUGACUUCUGUGGCCUGCAGAAUAAACUGGAGCAGCUCCUGGACAAUAAUGCCACACGUUCUCCACGCACCCCUGUGGUCAUCUUCAAAGCCCUAGUGGCGUUAAGUGAGCGCUUCAGUGGGGAAAUAGGAGACGAGCUGGUCGCCCACAGUUGCUUCUUUCCCGAUGAGUACUUCACUUGCUCCAGCUUGUGCCUCAGUUGUGGGUCUGGUUGUAAGAACAGUAUGAACCACCUCGGAGAAGGAGUCUGCCACAAGGCAAAGCAUCGUUGUCGCUAUUCUGGUCAUUAUGAUAAUCGCAUUUACACCUGUAAGGCUUGUUAUGAAGGAGGCAAAGAGGUGAUUGUCAUAUCAAAGACCUCAGCCUCCUCAGACUCUCCUUGGAUGGGCCUCGCCAAAUACGCCUGGUCUGGGUAUGUUAUUGAAUGCCCCAACUGUGGAGUGAUCUAUCGGAGCCGUCAGUAUUGGUAUGGGAACCAGGACCCAGUGGAUACAGUAGUCCGCACUGAGAUCCAGCAUGUUUGGCCAGGGUCAGAGGGCUUUUUAAAGGACAAUAGCAAUGCAGCACAGCGUCUUUUGGAUGGAGUGAACUUGGUGGCGCAGUCUGUGUCGGAGCUCAGUGUCAAGCCUGCCAAGGCCGUCACCUCCUGGCUGACAGACCAGAUCGCCCCCAGCUACUGGAAACCCAACUCCCUUAUCUUGCUGUGCCAUAAGUGUCAAGCGGUCUUCCUGGAGAAUGACACCAAGCAUCACUGCCGUGCCUGUGGGGAGGGCUUCUGUGAUAGCUGCUCUUCCAAAGCUGCCCCGGUCCCCGAACGUGGCUGGGGUCUCGGCCCUGUCAGGGUGUGCGAUGUGUGCUUUGAGCAGAGAGCCUCACACGCAGGUAUAACUGAGCUGUCAUUGUCGCAUGAGGAAGGUGGAACACUUGCCAGGAAGGUUGGCGAGGCAGUGACCAACACCAUAGGGGUUGUAGUCACUGCUAUUGACAUCCCACUUGGCCUAGUGAAAGACGCCGCCCGUCCUGCCUACUGGGUGCCCGACCAAGACAUUCUCUCUUGCCACAUCUGCCGACGCGAAUUCACUGCCAAGCUGUCCAAGCACCACUGCCGCGCCUGUGGCCAAGGAGUGUGCGACGACUGCUCCCCGGAGCGUCGAGCGGUGCCGUCGCGCGGCUGGGACCACCCCGUGCGCGUGUGCACCAGCUGCAACCAAAAAUCCAGAGAACUUUAACAUGGACGAUCUUCCUUUUCUCAGAAUACUCGGAUGGAACCGCUCGCUCCCUGUCAUACCUCUGCUUCUCCAGCGGUUCUGCCUUGUAUCUGUGGAGAGGAAGUGUUUAGCUAUACUGUACAUAGGACACUUAGCAAAUGUGGGAAGGUGAGCUUUCAUGUGGCCUUUGUUGAGCAGCCAGAAUCUGUGAGUUACUUGACUGAGAGUUUAAUCUGCAUUUUCACUCUUGAUUAUUCAACGUGUAUAUUUGGACUCUUGUUGACACACGUCCUCAAUUAUAUGUUAAAUAAGGCUGAUGAGCUAUUUUUCUACUAUGAGAAAAUAUUUUUUAAAAAAAGGAAUGCUAGCUAGUUGAGUGUUAUUAGAUUCCAGACAUUCUAAUUUCAAGGAGGAAUGUUUCUUUCAUGUAUGUGUAAUGGCCAGAUGUUUUAUGUGUGCAGGUUAAAUUGCAUGCUGUAUUGCAACUUUUUAGUUUUUGCACUAAACCUUUUUUUCAGCUGUUAUAGGCUGUUGCUUAUCAUGGCCCUAAAAAAAAUAAAAAUAAUAAAAAAAGUCCAAAGUUUUGGAGGUAUCUGCCGUGCCAAAUCAUUCAGGUCACUGUGUCCGUGCUGGUAUGAUAUUUAUAUUUCACCAAGUUAGUUGUGAGUGUAUGAUGCCAUAGAACUGUUAGCUGUUGAAAAUUAUUUAUAUUUGAGAAUUGAUUUAAAAAAAUAGGUCUGAUAUGCAUAACAGUGUGUGAGAGCCUUAUGGCCUUUUACUUAUUUUUUUGUGGUUGUUUGCUGAAUGACUUUAUCUUUUAGCAGACAGUGUACGUUUCAGUCUUCACAUGCUAAUUUAGAUUUUUUAAUUAUGCCUGCUUUUUAUUAUUUUUUUGCUAUUUUGUCUCUAAUCCUGUCUUGUGCAUUCUGUUCACUUUGCCUGACAAUGUCCCCUAUGCUUUUGUUUUUUUCUGUUGUUUUUAAACUCAUUGGGAUUUUUUUGUGCCUUUUUUUCUUUUUCCCCAUUUGAUUUAUUUACUGUAAACCAUUUCAAUAUUAUGUAGUGACUACCGCUUGAACCAUAUGAAAUGACUGAGAUGUCAUGUACCUGUUUAAAAUUUGUUCUUUCCGACACUAUGUCUUGUGUCAUUACCUAAUAAUGUCAUGCAAGAUCAACGCUUAAGAAAGGCUGUUUUAGUUUAAAUUUACCAAGACAAAGGGCAAAGAAAAUAUACUGAUAAACACGUUUCGAUAUAAAUCUUUGCCUCUUAAGUUCUCUGGUCCGGGAAGACAUAAUGUGUGACUCUCAAAAUAGAUUUGACAAAAUGUUGUAUCACACACCCACACGAUGUAACAUUGCACAGGAUAAAAUAGGAACUACAUGUCACAUUACUGGAGUUCAUUCCUAUUAAAAAGAAAUGUGCAAUCUG
This is a messenger RNA of Phycodurus eques (leafy seadragon), 4625 nucleotides long. RefSeq names its product zinc finger FYVE domain-containing protein 1-like. The record is from RefSeq and is a predicted model, not a curated record. Lineage: Eukaryota; Metazoa; Chordata; Actinopteri; Syngnathiformes; Syngnathidae. The transcript is spliced from 11 exons. The coding region runs from base 860 to 3217 and encodes 785 amino acids. Gene Ontology annotation, molecular function: zinc ion binding.